This is a messenger RNA of Dictyostelium discoideum AX4, 249 nucleotides long. RefSeq lists its product as hypothetical. Bases 1 to 249 code for a protein of 82 amino acids. Lineage: Eukaryota; Evosea; Eumycetozoa; Dictyosteliales; Dictyosteliaceae. The record is from RefSeq and is a predicted model, not a curated record. The transcript has a single exon.
AUGAAUAGAAUAAUUCUCAUUGUACUUUUAUUAUCAAUUGCCACCUCUGGAGCAUUUUGUUCAGUUUUCAAUACCAAAUGUAAACAAACUUGCAAAGAAAGUUAUCAAUCAUGUAUUCUCGGUUUUGACUCGCCAAAUAUCAUAAUAUCACUCGAAAUUUGUUCAGAAGUAUUGAGUACAUGUUUAUAUAGCUGUAUCCACCCUUUUGUAGUUGAUUUCCCAACCAAAUCACCUGCAGUUCAUAAAUAA